Pieris napi is the source of this 1404-nucleotide messenger RNA. RefSeq names its product pyrroline-5-carboxylate reductase 3 (gene P5cr). The record is from RefSeq and is a predicted model, not a curated record. Lineage: Eukaryota; Metazoa; Arthropoda; Insecta; Lepidoptera; Pieridae. The transcript has 6 exons. Gene Ontology annotation, molecular function: pyrroline-5-carboxylate reductase activity. Bases 207 to 1037 code for a protein of 276 amino acids. Gene Ontology annotation, biological process: L-proline biosynthetic process.
GCCAGAUCAUUUAUAAUAUUAUAUAUAUUAUUAUACAAUACAUCAAGUUUAUUUUUGGUAAUUAUUACUUUACUUAGGAUCGCAAAACUUAUUCUAAAGUGGUUUUUCUAUGACCUUAGAAAUAAUAAUUUCACACGUUUAAAAAAAAUAUUUAUUCACACUUGUAAAUCAUACCCCAAGAAUAUCGUCUAUAUUAGAGACUGAAAAUGUCUUACAAUUUGGGCUUUAUCGGAGGAGGCAAUAUGUCUACAGCAAUUUUUCAAGGGAUAUUGAGAAAUGGUGACCAUCCAGCAUCAAAGAUUUUUGUAUCGGGACCUCAUUUGGAAAAUCUAUUACACUGGAAAGAACUAGGUGCUAACAUAACAAAUAAGAAUGGAGACAUUUACAGUACCUGUGACAUGAUAUUUCUUGGAGUCAAACCACAAUUUUUAUCAAAUGCUAUAAGUGACUGCUACAAUACAUUACCUCCGAAUAUGCCUGCUAAGAAAGUAUUAUUUGUUUCAAUAUUAGCUGGCACUAAUAUAGAACAAUUACACAAGGCUCUGAGUAUUCUACCUGGUGAAAAACAAGUGAUCAGAACAUUGCCAAACACACCUAUGGCAGUCAGUGCUGGAGCCUGUUUAUACACACCAGAUAAUACAGUCACUGAAGAGCAGUGCAGAAAGGUUGAAAUAAUUCUCUCAGGAUGUGGUGUUUGUGAAAGAGUUGCUGAAAAUUUAAUAGCAUCUUUAGGCUCUCUUAUUGGAUGUGGCCCUGCUUUUAUGUAUAUUGCAAUUGAAGCCUUAGCAGAUGGUACAGUGAAACAAGGUGCACCCAGGGCCUUAGCAAUGAGACUUGCUGCCCAAAUGGUCAUGGGUAGUGGAAAAAUGGUACUAGGGAAUACCAAACAUCCUGGCCUCUUGAAGGAUGAAGUCUGUUCACCUGGUGGAUCGACCAUCUGUGGUGUCACUGCAUUGGAACAGGGCAAAUUUCGGGCAACAUUAAUUAAUGCAAUCGAAGCGGCAGUGUUGCGGACUAAGGAAAUGGAAAAGAAGUAAAAACUGAUUUAUAAAUCUUCUGAUUGUAUUAAAACCUAUACGGCUUGACCGAGUGGAUUCGCGAAUGGUUCAAAUUAUUUACAAUAAUUACAUAUGUAGUUAUUUUUUUGUUUGUUUUUUAAGUUUGAAAUUUUUGUAUAUAAGUCGUGUGUCAGUCUCAACCUACCUACUAACCUACUCAAACUACCCGUCAGCCCAGGGUAGUUUUAACUAAAAGUAAUUUUUUUUCAGGUUAUCUAAAAAUAUAUAUUUCAUAUCCUAUGUUAUCUCAAAACUUAUAAUCUAACUUUAAAAAUCUAAUCUUUAGAUUGAUACAGAUGCCCUAUAAACCAACCUCAAGCGGAAGUCGGGUGAUACGUAGUGUUUU